CUGUUGUGCCACUCCAACACCUACCUUUGCUUAUAAAUAAGCAGAUGAAAGAAACAGUGACACAGCCAUGAAAGCAGAGAACAAUAUGAACAAGCUCGCGGUGGUCCUUGUCUUGUUGGCGGUCUUCAUUUCCGGUAUCGAAGCUUGGACUGGUGAAAUCCACGGCAGAGUUAUCUGUGAUGUUUGUGGCGACUCCGCUCUCGGACCUGAAGACCAUAUUCUUGAAGGUGCUGAGGUAGCUGUUCUAUGCAUCACAAAAUCCGGAGAAGUUUUAAAUUACCAGGCAUUCACGAAUGCUAAGGGGAGAUAUACAGUGGCAGAGACUAUGCCUGAGAGUGACCGCUGGGAUGCAUGCCUGGCACGACCUAUUAGCAGCUUCCAUGAGCACUGCACUCAUCUCAGGGGUACCAGCUCAGGAGUAAAGUUCAGUUAUAAUCACCCAUCAGGUUAUUCUCACACCGUCAGAACUUUCGUCUAUCAACCGUCUAGUGUACCAGCAUACUGCAUUUAAACAUUGUAGGCUUGAUGUCUAUUACUGUCAUGUAGUUGCAAUCUUGCUUUGCCUAUACUGAAUGGAAUUGAAAAAGAGAUGAUCUAGUCAUGGCAUAGUGAGUGUUGUUAGUGUACCAGCAUACUGCAUUUAAACAUUGUAGGCUUGACGUGUAUUACUGUCAUGUGGUUGUAAUCUUGCUUUGCCUAUGCUGAUGGAAUUGAAAAAGAGAUGAUGUAGUCAUGGCUCAGUGAGUGUUAUUAGAGUGUAAGAGUUUUCCUUGUACACUAGAGUCAAGCAUUAAUUGGAUGCUCUUAUAUUCCCCUAGAAUCACCCAAAAAUUUAAGCAUGAUUUUAAAGAGUUUAACACGAUUAUAUAUGCAAUAUCAAAAUAGAUUUUACAUCCU
Molecule: messenger RNA, 897 nt
Organism: Fragaria vesca subsp. vesca
Lineage: Eukaryota; Viridiplantae; Streptophyta; Magnoliopsida; Rosales; Rosaceae
Exons: 2
Coding region: 68-511 (147 amino acids)
Source: RefSeq, a predicted model, not a curated record